This is a messenger RNA of Medicago truncatula (barrel medic), 875 nucleotides long. Its product is annotated as protein DMP2. The coding region runs from base 41 to 700 and encodes 219 amino acids. Lineage: Eukaryota; Viridiplantae; Streptophyta; Magnoliopsida; Fabales; Fabaceae. Gene Ontology annotation, biological process: endomembrane system organization. The record is from RefSeq and is a predicted model, not a curated record. The transcript has a single exon.
UUAGCUAGGUCCUUACAAGUCUCAUUUAUUAAGAUUUAAGAUGAUGGAACACAAAAAUGGAAAUGAGACAAUUGCUUCACAUUCAAGCUUAAACACAGAAACAACAGCACCUGCAAGAAGUACCAUAAAAAAGAGUAUUGGUGGAAUUGGAAGCCUCAUAAAACUACUCCCAACAGGGACAGUUUUCUUGUUCCAGUUCCUAAACCCCGUUGUCACAAAUAGUGGUCGAUGCAAAACAAGCAACAAGUACCUUAGCUCAAUUUUACUUGUAAUAUGUGGUUUCAAUUGUUUCUUUUCAACCUUCACAGAUAGUUAUACAGGAACUGAUAAAAAGAGACACUAUGGAAUUGUAACAACCAAGGGAUUAUGGCCUUCACCACCAGCUUCAACUUCCAUUGAUUUAACAAAGUAUAGGCUUAAGGGUAGUGACUUUGUGCAUGCUGCUUUGUCUUUGCUUAUUUUUGCAUUGCUUGGACUUCUUGAUACAAACACUGUGCAUUGUUUUUAUCCUUCUUUUGAGUCAACACAGAAGCAACUUCUUCAGGUUUUGCCUCCAACUAUUGGUGUGUUUGUUGGUUGGAUGUUUGUGAUGUUUCCACAACAUAGACAUGGAAUUGGAUAUCCUGUUAGUACGGAUGAUUCUCAUGAUGCCUCUAAAAUUUCCAAUGAAUCUCCUCAAAAUCCAAUCCAUAAUGUUUAGUACACAUGUAACACACAAUAGGCCUCUUUUUGUUUCCUAUGUAGGACUUUCGAUUUGUGUUACUCAUUGACGCAACUGAUUCGAACUCCGACCUUUGCAAUGUCUUAUCAUUUAAGUUAUCCUCACGAGGACCCAUGAUAAUAGAUUUUUAUUGGUAAAUACACAAUUACGUAGA